CAGUAACCUAUUUUGACAUCAUACAGACAUAGUUCCAUUAUGUGAGAAACCUAUAAUUGUCCAUCUACAAAUGCUUUUGUUAAUAAUCAUUCCUAAAGAAAUAAGAAAGAAAUGUGUAAGAAAGUUGCUUUAAAGAAAACUACUUUAAUAACUGGAUUGUAGUGUUUAAAGCUGAGAAUAAUGAUUAUCCUUAGUUGCUUUUCAUUAAAAAAAUGUUUUGCUGAAAAAGUUAUUUCCUGGCCUGAUAUUUGGUUAUGGCAUGAUGUAGUUAUGAUGAACCAUCUUAAUGAUAAUCUGCUGGGAAUCUCUUGGGUUGACAGUUCCUGGAUCCCCAUUUUGAACAGUGGAAGUGUCCUGGAUUACUUUUCAGAAAGAAGUAAUCCUUUCUACGACAGGACAUGUAAUAAUGAAGUGGUCAAAAUGCAGAGGCUUACAUUAGAACACUUAAAUCAGAUGGUUGGAGUGGAAUACAUCCUUCUACAUGCUCAAGAGCCCAUUCUUUUUAUCAUUCGGAAGCAACAGCGGCAGUCCCCUACCCAAGUUAUCCCACUGGCUGAUUACUAUAUCAUUGCUGGAGUGAUCUAUCAGGCACCAGACUUGGGGUCAGUUAUAAACUCUAGGGUGCUCACUGCAGUGCAUGGCAUUCAGUCAGCUUUUGAUGAAGCUAUGUCCUACUGUCGAUAUCAUCCUUCCAAAGGUUAUUGGUGGCACUUCAAAGAUCAUGAAGAACAAGAUAAAGUCAAACCUAAAGCCAAAAGGAAAGAGGAACCAAGCUCUAUUUUUCAGAGACAACGUGUGGAUGCUUUGCUCCUGGACCUUAGGCAGAAAUUUCCACCCAAAUUUGUGCAGCAAAAGUCUGGAGAAAAGCCUGUCCCAGUGGAUCAGACAAAGAAAGAGGCAGAACCUAUACCAGAAACUGUAAAAUCUGAGGAAAAGGAGACCACGAAGAACGUCCAACAGAUAGUGAGCACUAAAGGCCCCCCGGAAAAACGAAUGAGGCUUCAGUGAGUACUGGUCAGAGAGAAGCUUGCAAGACUCCUCUUGUCCAUUAUUGAUACCUCAUUACCGUGACAGGCUCUUGAACUUUAAAAUUCUUUGUCACGACCCUUCCAUUUGUACAGAAUGUGCUUGUUCUUUAAGAAGGAUGUAAGGAUCCUCAUGCUUUUGAUAAAUAUUUUUUAUGUAUCUUUUGUAACCUUUCCCCUACUAGACUUGAGCAGCUUCCUUACUCAAAUGUAUACUGCUAUAUAUACAUCUAAAAACAAAAUAAAAGUAUUUGUAUAAAUC
Messenger RNA from Acinonyx jubatus (cheetah), 1287 nucleotides. RefSeq names its product mediator complex subunit 6 (gene MED6). Bases 181 to 1008 code for a protein of 275 amino acids. The transcript is spliced from 8 exons. Gene Ontology annotation, molecular function: transcription coactivator activity. NCBI's taxonomy places the organism in Eukaryota, Metazoa, Chordata, Mammalia, Carnivora, Felidae. The record is from RefSeq and is a predicted model, not a curated record. Gene Ontology annotation, biological process: regulation of transcription by RNA polymerase II. Gene Ontology annotation, cellular component: mediator complex; core mediator complex.